AGACUGACCUGUGGGUCAAAGCGGAUUGUGUAUUUAUAAGGGAGUGCAGUCUACCAUUCUGGCAACAAUGGCCAAUUCAUUUGCAAAAGCAUCCUUUUUAGGAACAUUCUUCGUUCUAUUACUGCCAUACAGUCAUGGUCAAGCCUUUUAGCACUACUAGAAGUCCUCAUGGCGAUAAUGGAGGGACAGCGGAACUCUCACCCCCUGGCCAGGAGAAUUAGCUUCAAAUUACUCUGUGCAGCGCUCUGCUUUGGACUCUCCGGCAUCUCAAGAGGACUUGACGAGGGCCUCAUCGCAACGACUGUCGCCGAGCCAUCCUUUAUCAAUGAAUUUGACCUUCGAGCGAGUUCCCUCGGCUCCUCCGAGCAAGCUGAUCGACUCUCGAAUAUUACGUCCAUGGUCCACAUCGGCAGUAUCCCCGGUGCCUUGAUUGCGUUUGUCCUUUGCGAACGAAUCGGGAUGCUCUGGUCUAUGCGUCAGCUGUGUGUCUUGUGGCUAGCGGGUGUGGUUAUUGUGAUCACCGCCGGUGAAAGUCUUGGUCAGAUAUAUGGUGGAAGGUUUGUGAUGGGACUUGGAAUUGGGCAGGCUGGUAUCGUGGCUCCGACAUAUCUAGCAGAGAUUGCUCCUCGUAAUGAGAGAGGGUUCUUGGUCUGUCUGUUUGGUAUGUCAGAAUACAUCGGGAUAAUGAUAGGGUACUUCUCCGCAUGGGGCGCUUCAUUGCAUAUACCCAACAGCAGCGCGAAACAGUGGAUUAUUCCCCAGAGCAUACAGAUAAUCGUUGCCGGUAUCCUGCUUCUACUGUCAUUUCUAUGUGAAGAAAGUCCUCGGUAUCUGUGCAAAGUCGGACAUGACGAAAGGGCAAGAGCAUCGCUGGAAAGGCUAUGGGGUCUGCCUGGAGAACACAGGUUGAUCUCGUCGGAAAUGGAUGGUAUCCAGCGUCAGCUGCACGUUGAACAGGAGCAAUCAAAUGGUCAAACUUGGCUCAGUGCUCUGCGCGAAUUGUUUCUCGUAGCAGCUAACCAAAAGCGACUACUUUUUGUCAUCUCAGAGCAACUUAUGAGCCAGUGGUCCGGAGCAAAUUCGAUUACCACAUAUGCUCCUGAAUUAUUCGCCCUGUUUGGCUUGACGGGCCAGUCUAAAAAGCUAUUCACGACCGCAAUACUGGGAGCCGUCAAGCUGGUUGCUUCUCUCCUUUGUGCUAUCUUCUUGAUCGACCGCAUCGGACGCAGGCGAUCCUUAGUCUCCGGCAUCCUCAUCCAGCAAGUUUCCAUGCUGUACAUUGCCAUUUAUCUCACGGUGGAGUCAUUCUCCGCCGAUGCGGAGUCACCUUCCAUGAAACGAGCAGCCAUUGGAGCAAUCAUCUUUAUCUAUUUUACAGGCGUGGGCUGGGCCAUGGGAUUUAACGCAAUCCAAUACCUGAUUAACGCCGAGGUCUUUCCGCUGCGUGUUCGAGCCAUCGGGACCAGUCUUUUGAUGUGCUUUCACUACGUCAAUCGGUAUGGUUUAUCUAAGGCUGUUCCGUCUAUGUUACUUGAAGAUGCGCUUCAGCCGAAAGGGACGUUUUGGUUCUUUUCGGCUCUGACCUUCCUGGGUCUUUUGUGGACAUUGCUGUUCCUGCCGGAGACGGCAGGGCGGAACCUGGAAGAAACGAACGAGCUGUUUACGUGAAUUGAUGCUAGAACUAGUACAAUUACCGGAAGUUCGGUGAUGACUACCCCUUUGGAACUGUUCUGUGGGGUUCCGACGGGGCCGAGAGAGUUUGUUGUGGGAGAUCUUCUCUCAACACCCG
This is a messenger RNA of Aspergillus glaucus CBS 516.65, 1789 nucleotides long. RefSeq lists its product as uncharacterized. NCBI's taxonomy places the organism in Eukaryota, Fungi, Ascomycota, Eurotiomycetes, Eurotiales, Aspergillaceae. Gene Ontology annotation, molecular function: carbohydrate:proton symporter activity. The record is from RefSeq and is a predicted model, not a curated record. Bases 169 to 1668 code for a protein of 499 amino acids. The transcript is spliced from 5 exons. Gene Ontology annotation, biological process: carbohydrate transport; transmembrane transport. Gene Ontology annotation, cellular component: membrane.